Urocitellus parryii (Arctic ground squirrel) is the source of this 1968-nucleotide messenger RNA. It is a transcript of the gene Iqch, whose product is annotated as IQ motif containing H. The record is from RefSeq and is a predicted model, not a curated record. Gene Ontology annotation, molecular function: protein binding. NCBI's taxonomy places the organism in Eukaryota, Metazoa, Chordata, Mammalia, Rodentia, Sciuridae.
AUGAUAGAACGAGGAUUGAUCCCCCCAACAGCAAAGAUUACCUUCAAGAAUCCACCCAUUAGGCCCAAAGCAGCUCCUCUGCACAGUUUUGAUGAAUCGCAUAAGAUUCCAAUCUCCGCCCCCUUCCAUGAACCUCAGAAACCACCGCUGGCUCCAGCAGAAGUAGAGGUGUCUCACAAGAAACAAAAAUUAAAGGCGAAAGGCAGAAGGUCAAAAGGACAUCUUGAUAAGAAGGGCAUGAAAGUCACCCCACCUUCUAAAGGUCAGAAAUUACCAUGGGAUUAUGACCUUUGUAUUUAUGAUGGCUUCAUAGACAAGACAGCCCCAGACUUCAUAGCAUUCAAAGAGCAUUUUAACUUAGCUUGGGGGAGUAUUUUUUCUCUCUUGGAACAUAUCGAGAAGUUUCUCAGGGACUAUGCAAUACCAGAAGUCAAAAUCAAAGGGAAGAACUUGCUGGCCCUCCUUCCAGAGUUUGAGCUGAAUAAUAAACUUACCCGAUACAACCUGCUCUCACUGCUGGAGAACCCAGUUCACGUCCAAAUGCUGUUAAAUCGCCCAGGACAGAGGUUCAAGGGCCAAGGUGGGAAGGCAGAAGCUGCCGUCAAGAUCCAAGCUACAUGGAAAUGCUACAAAGCAAGAAAAUACUUCCUUGUUUACCGUCAGCAGAAGUGGGCGUCGGGUGUGAUCGCCCUUGCUUGGCUUUUACGUUGCCAUAAGACCCGAGURAAGAAGAUCCUGAAGGAAUCGCGGCAGAGACACCUGGAGAAUUUCCGAAUGCGAGCCAAGCAUCUGGCAGCCAACUGGAAUCGCAUCAGGACCUCCAGGAGGACGAUUAUCCAUAUCCCAUCAUUAGGGUAUUCCCAGCAGGCGCGAGAAGGUGUCACCGACCUCAACAUACAGCAGAACAGGCAACUGGGGCGGCUGUGUGACAUCAUAGAUGUCAAUGUGAAUGUCAUCUACAUCUGCUCCCAUCAUAUGAACGACGAGUUAGUGCUGUAUUACAAUAAAAUCCUGAGUCUACAUGCAGCUGUCAAAUCAGGGAACCUUGAGGACAGAAGUGACCUGCAGGACAGGUUCAAAAUUAUCACCCCUGAAGCUGUAAACUUCUUCCCUAUGAUAGAACAGCUGAGCCAGCUGGUGACGGAUCACCUGAAAAUUCAACGCUGGCUCUUUAAAAUGGACUCAGAGUUUGGAGGAAAUGGGAUGGCAUUUUGUGACAUUCCUUCCCAUCUAAAUUGCUACAAGUGGGUGUUAAAGGAGAGUGACAGAUACAGCUCUGAAGACUGGAACAAGAAGUGGGCACAGGAGCCAGCUUUGGUGAAGAUCUCUGAGGAGCUGGCGGGCAUUUUAGCACAGCACGCACAGCCAGUCAAUGAGAAACGGUUCCCGACGUGGAGGAAAUUCCUCCAAACAUUUCUCAGUCAAGGCGGUGUGAUCGAGGCCUUCCCACCUGCAGAUAGCAUCACCAACCUGACUGUGGACAUGCUGAUAGAGCCCAAUGGAGAAAUUAGGUUGCUGUCAACGGGAGACCAGCUCCAUGCCGAAAGCCCCUUCAUCUCCUCUGGGACUACCAUGCCUCAGACCUCUGUGGAUCCCCAAGUUCUCAGUUCUUUGUGUCUCCAAAUUGGAGAGGCCUGCAAGACKCGAAAUGUGAUUGGUCACUUUUCUGUAGAUCUGGUGACUUUUAUUGAUCCAACCACCUUGGAACAACAGGUAUGGGCAACGGACCUCAACAUCUCGUAUAGUGACCAGCUGGCCCUGACUCAGCUCACCCUGUAUCUGACGAAUGGCCAUCUGGAUUGCAGUUUGAGCAUCCUUAAAGUGCCCCCCUCCGAACCAAGGAAAGAAAGGAGAUUGAGGCCCUGUGGCUCCCUGACAGAGCCGAACAAUCGGUGUGGAUCUCCAGGGGGUCCUCAUGACCUUUGCUCGCAAUCUCUUCAUCAUCCAUCAAGAAAUAUCAACACCUAA